This is a messenger RNA of Anopheles bellator, 1102 nucleotides long. RefSeq names its product THO complex subunit 6 (gene thoc6). NCBI's taxonomy places the organism in Eukaryota, Metazoa, Arthropoda, Insecta, Diptera, Culicidae. Gene Ontology annotation, biological process: mRNA export from nucleus. Gene Ontology annotation, molecular function: protein binding. Gene Ontology annotation, cellular component: transcription export complex; THO complex. The transcript has 3 exons. The record is from RefSeq and is a predicted model, not a curated record. Bases 8 to 1003 code for a protein of 331 amino acids.
ACAGAAAAUGAUUGAUAUCAAACGCUGCUAUUAUACCACGAUUCUUUCGCAGACCAUUUCCACCGAUGGCCGUUUUCUGUUCUGCGGCAGUAAUUUUGGAGAAAUAUUCGUGUACAGCAUCGAACGAAUCGUAACGAGCAACGAGAAUGGAACAACGGAGCUGGACAAAUUGCCUACGACGCCGGUACAGGUUUUUUCGGUGUCGGACCGAUGCUCCAUCAAUAGUUUGUCGUUUCACAAGGACUUCCUCAUCGUCGGGCUGAAUGGAGAAAUCUGGGGCUACCAGUGGUCCAGCAAAUCCGCUUCCAUUGGCAAGAAAGUAUGGGUCGUGAAACUGCCGGCACCUCCCGAAAGCGCCGACAUGAGCGAAGUGAACUACCUGUGGCUGAACCAAGCGGAAGAAAUACUUUACGCCGGCUGUGGCGACAAUAUCAUGUAUGGAAUAUCGCUGGAGGACGGCAAGGUUUGUCGAGAUUUUCGCGGCCAUAAGGACUACAUUCACUGUGUAACGGGUUGUGGCUCUAAACUAGCGACUGCAUCGGAGGACGGCUCGGUGAUGCUAUGGGACUGUCGGCAAAAGAAACACACGGCUAAGCUUGAACCACACACAAAGCCUCUGCUGCAGCGCCCCGAAUUCGGUCGCUGGCAGGGCACGGUGUCCCUGACGGACGAUUGGUUUGUAUGCGGUGGAGGUCCACGGUUUUCGCUUUGGCACCUGCGUUCUCUCGAAUGUACGGCCGAUUUUGAUUUUCCCGAACGUGUUCACGUGUCCGGCUUCAUUGACGAUCUGAUCUACGCGGGCGGUGACGGGUCCAAGUUUUAUCAGUACAAUUUCAACGGCGACGUUACUGCGGAAGUACCGGUGUCCGGUCCCUCGGCGUACAGUGUGGCACUGCAAACGGAACCGUACAAGUUCCUAGCGAUCGCCGGUUCGUCUGCACAGAUCGACGUGUGCACCAACUUUACCUAUCGAGACAUCAUACUGAAUACGUACAAAAAGUGAACCAUAAACAGACGCAUGAAUAGCUCAAGAGCAUUUAUUACAAUCGCUUGAUGUCACAACACAAGACAAAAUAAAAAAAUCGCAACAAAUGCAGCGGGA